GGUGUGUUUUCUCAUUCACCUCCUGAUCAAAAAUGGAUAAGCAAAUCGCAGUUUUUCUUCUGUUUGUUAUUUUCACCACAGGACACUCUCUCAGCUGUUACCAGUGUAACAGUUCUUGUGUAAACCUGACAGAAACAGCAUGCUCCAGUGGAACUACUAUGUGUGAGAGUACUACAAUGAUACCGCAACUUGCUGACCUUGGUACUAAUAAGACGUUUAAAGGUUGUGCUGCUGAUUGUGGAAAUGGCUCGAUCAACUUCAGCAUUGUAAUGAUAUUUUCUGAGUGCUGUAACAGUGACCGGUGUAACAUCCAAGAUGCACAAGAUUCCAACACUGACGCUCUCAAUGGAAACACUUGUUACUAUUGUGAUGAGAGUAAUAACUGCUUUAAUGUACUGAACUGUUCAGGCAGUGACGAUCUCUGCGUUACAGCAACAGGGACUAUCGAAGGCCAGGAAAUGACUCUAAAAGGCUGUGCUUCAAGUUCUAUUUGUGUUGCUGUAACAUCAAUUGGUUUAGCUCAGAACAUCUCCUGUUGUUCAGAGAAUCUGUGUAAUGGAGCUAAAAGUGUCACUCAGAGCUUCCUGUUCCUCUGUUUUCCUCUGAUCAUCUUCAUCCUGAUGCUCUGAACACACAUUCAGUUUCUACAAUCUGACACGCUUUAUACACAAUAUACAGUAUAGUUUGUGUUCCCUCUGCAACAUCUCUAGAGCACUGAUUUGAUCAUUUGCUUUGACGUUCUGAUACAAUACUUUAUUUUAAAUGUACUAAAUAACCUUUUUUAUUAAUAAUGUUUGUCGUUUGUGACCCUGAAUCACAAAUGCAGUCAUAAGUGUAAAAGAAAAACUGAGUAAAUAAGCGGUUACCCUUUAAACAGUAGUUCUCAAACUUUUUUCACUAAAUACCACCUUAGAAAAAAAUGGUCUCUCCAAGUAUCACCAUUAUGACCGGCAUUGAAAUACAGCAGUGUAGUAGGCCUAAUUAAGCAGUUACAGCACUGCACAGUUAAAAAACCAGGCAGAUUCAUUCUUAUUAUCAUGAAUAUUUAUUAUUGUCAGCCACUUUAAACAUUAUAAAUAGUUUGAACAUUAACACUGUACUGUGCUUACAGGUAAAAGGAAAUAAAACACCAACGUUUAAAUUAAAACGUGCUUUUAAAAGUUAAUUUAAAAUCUCAUUGUUCUGUCAGCGCAAUAGUCUGGUGGUUAGCUUGCUGACAUAUGGUGCAGUAGCACUUCAGGGCGUCCCAAGUUAGAAUCCCGGCUUGUGGACAUUUCCUGUCCUUACCCCCUCUCUGUCAUUUUCACCAGCGAUUAACACACACACACACACACAC
This is a messenger RNA of Danio rerio (zebrafish), 1336 nucleotides long. NCBI's taxonomy places the organism in Eukaryota, Metazoa, Chordata, Actinopteri, Cypriniformes, Danionidae. The record is from RefSeq and is a predicted model, not a curated record.